Molecule: messenger RNA, 1472 nt
Organism: Corylus avellana
Lineage: Eukaryota; Viridiplantae; Streptophyta; Magnoliopsida; Fagales; Betulaceae
Product: GDSL esterase/lipase At1g29670
Molecular function (GO): hydrolase activity, acting on ester bonds
Source: RefSeq, a predicted model, not a curated record
CGUGUCAUGAGGCUCAUCUUCCAGUUGUGUGGGAUGAUAUAUAUAUAUAUAUAUCUUGGCCGGCUGAAGGUUUGGGGAGCACGAAGAGUAAAAGCUAGCUGCUGUUUUCCAUUUUUGGAGAUUGAGAAAUGCUAUUAACCAUGGAAAUCCUCAAAUUUUAGAGGAUUGGUUUGUUGUUGUUGGAUAGUUCUUGCUGAAAUUAGAAACUCGUACUAUACGUUUCUCAGAGUUUCAAUGGCAUCUCAGAUAAAUAAGACAAUGUUGUGGAUGCUGCUUGUUUUCUUGCUGGUAUCAAACAUGCAACAACGUUGUUUUGCAGCAAAUGGAAAGCCACAGCAAGUACCUUGUCUCUUCAUUUUCGGAAACUCUUUGUCGGAUGAUGGGAACAACAACAAUCUUGUUACAUUGGCAAAAUCCAAUUAUCCACCCUAUGGGAUUGAUUUCCCCGACGGCCCAACGGGAAGGUUCACCAACGGUCGUACCAUCUCCGAUUUCAUUGGUCAAUUUCUGGGAUUCGAGGAUUUCAUCCCACCCUUUGCUAAUGCUACAGGCGAUGAAAUACUCAAAGGUGUCAAUUAUGCAUCUGGUGCAGCCGGAAUUCGCAAUGAAUCUGGAGAAACCCAGGGUGAUCGGAUAUGGAUGGACAGGCAGUUGGAAAAUCACCAAAUUACGGUGUCGCAGAUCGAGGAGAUGUUGGGAAAUGAAAACAAAUCAACCGCAGAGUACCUAAGCAAGUGCAUAUAUUCUGUUGAAAUUGGUAGCAACGACUAUCUUAAUAACUACUUCUUGACGGAGUACUACCCAACUAGCGAAAUAUACACCCAACAGCAAUAUGCUGUUGUCCUCACUGACCAAUUAUCUCAGCAGCUAAUGACAUUGUACAAGUAUGGGGCAAGGAGAUUUGUGGUAUUCGGACUGGGUAAGAUAGGUAGUAUUCCAAUCAUGCAGAGUGCAUGUGGAACAGGAACAAAUGGCACUGCCUGUGUCGACAACAUCAACAAUGCCGUCGAACUUUUCAACGUUCAGCUUAUAUCAUUGGUGGUUGCUCUCAAUAACAAUCUAACCGAUGCUUCUUUUAUCUACAUAAACUCCACUGGAAUCUCGUCCACCAGUUCGUCUCUGGAUUCCUUGGUUUCGAAUGCUUCCUGCUGUGAAGCGUCGGCUACUACUGGGCUAUGCGAGCCAUUUGGAAGUACAUGCAGCAACCGGAGCCAAUAUCUAUAUUGGGAUUCAAUCCACCCCACUGAAAUUGUAGCUUCGGUGUACGCGGAAAGAGCAUACAAAGCUGAGUAUCCAACUGAUGUUUAUCCAUUUGAUAUCUUCCACCUAGCACAGCUGGGAAUAUUGGAAGAGACUGUUAGUUCUUAUGAUCAUACCAAGUCUAGAUCUGUAAUCUAAUACUCAUUGCUUGGAUUUUUGUUCUUAGUUCCUCUAAUCUAGUACUCAUAAUAAAGCAAUGAAGUUUAUGCUUU